Messenger RNA from Brassica napus (rape), 464 nucleotides. RefSeq lists its product as uncharacterized. The transcript has a single exon. Bases 98 to 289 code for a protein of 63 amino acids. NCBI's taxonomy places the organism in Eukaryota, Viridiplantae, Streptophyta, Magnoliopsida, Brassicales, Brassicaceae. The record is from RefSeq and is a predicted model, not a curated record.
ACACUUUCUUCAACACAAAACGUAGUAUCUUUAGUUACCAAAAAAAAAAAAAACGUAGUAUCUUUAAUUGUUUCUACAGUUUUCAAAUCUCUGGAUCAUGUGUUUCUUUGAUAGCAGGGGCGACCGAAACUUGACUAAAGUAAAAAGAGAUGUGGCAUGGUGGAUGGAAGCGGCUCCUCCACGGAUAAUUUAUCCGGAGAAGCCAUCUAAUACUCCGGUUCUUGAGACUAUUUUAGAAGAACGAGAGACCGAAGAAGAUGAUCAAGAACAUGAUGAGGAAGACCUUUGAUGAUCAUUUUAACUUUCGUAUUAGUAAAUCUUUUGUUUUGUAUUUUGUUAUAAAUGUACGUAUAAGAUGAGAUUUUGUAUAUUUAUAAUGACAUCUCAUGAUAAUUAGUUAAUAUAUAGUCUAUCUGUUUCUCAACUAAAUUAUGAUAAUAGUUCUCUGGGAUUUUUGUUUGGAA